AUGACGGAGAUAUCUGCUUUUGGAGAGCUUUCCAACUUCAAGGUCAAUAUGUCCAAGUCCGAGAUUCUUGAUGUUAAUCUUCCUCCACCUGACCGCAGGGCGCUGGCGACCUCCUUUCCUUUCGCUUGCACACUGAUUCGCCCCAAAUCGAGGGGUGGCCUGGCCUUGCCUUGCCCGCGCACUUACUAUAGGGCAUGUCAUUUGCUCCGGGUUGUGGAGUGGUCCCAGGCCUCCCGCAUUAAGCAGUGGGUCGAUCUGGAGGACGCCCUUCUUGGUGUCCCUGUUAGCUUCCUCCCCUGGUUGUCGAUGUGUUCUGCGAGACGCUUGGCUGCUCCUCACCCUUUUAUCCGAGCCACCCUGCGCGCCUGGCACUCUCUAACUGGAAGCGCACAGCUAACCACUUUUCCCUCCCCGCUUACCCCCCUUAGGGACAACCCCGACUUCCCUCCGGGCGUGGGGGUCGAUUUGUUCCCCACUGUCGCCUCUGGCACUGAUUCUAGACUUCGCUCCUUUGUCACUUCUGCUGGGCUUAGGCCACUGGAACAACUGAUUGCGCCGGCUUCGCCUACCUUCCUCGAUCGGUUUCGCUAUGCGCAGUUAACCAACUUUUAUCGUUCUCUGGUGCAGCGGCACAACACCUUUCGCGCCCUCACCGCUUUUGAGACUCUCUGUGUGUCCUCUAGUCGGCUGACUCACGGGGUGUCCCACCUCUAUAGUCUGCUGCUGACUGCCUUGACCCCUGUGCCCCCUGUGUUUAUGGGGAGAUGGGAGGCUUCGCUGCAGGUCGUUCUCACGGAAGAACAGUGGGAAAAGGUUUGCAUCCUGACCCAUCGUUGUUCUCUGAGCAACCGGGAUCGGGAAAUGGCUUACAAGCUCUUAGCUCAAUGCCCAGGCCUCAUGGAUUACAUCAAUUUACUGGUCUUUCUUUUCGCCAUUGAAACAUUGAACAACGACCCAAACAUUUUACCAAAUAUUACCCUGGGUUAUCAUAUAUAUGACUCCUGUUUAGAUGAAGGAAAAGCUGUGAAAAGCAUUCUUCAGAUUUUGUCUGGCCCCCGCAUGACCGUCCCUAAUUACUCUUGUGCGAAUUCUAACAACGUGGCUGGAUUUAUUGGCGAUCACCAUUCUACUACUACCAUUCCCAUAGCACAGUUACUAGGGGUGUAUGGAUACGCACAGAUCAGUUAUGGAGCGACAGACUAUGCGCUGAGUGAUAGACGUGUUUAUCCGCAUUUCUUCCGCUCUGUUCAAAAUUAUCUUGUCUAUAAUAAAAUUAUAUUGAAGAUUCUAAAACAUUUCGGAUGGACCUGGGUGGGAAUUCUCACGGUUGAUGAUGACACCGGAGAGACAGAGAGUCAGGCUCUGAGAGCGUAUCUGACAAGUUAUGGAAUUUGUAUUUCCUUUACUGUAAAAAUUUUUUUAUCAAAAGAACUAUCUGAAAAUAUGAAAAUGAUGUCAGAAACUGUUUUAAUGUCAUCGGCUCGAAUUAUUAUACUCUGCGGCUCUUUCAGCAUCAGAAUUAUUGACAUUUUAACUCGGUGUCUCAAACAUAAAGAUAUAACAUUAAUCCUUCCUCCUGCCUGGGCUUCCAAUGAACAUCUCACAGAUUACUUUGUAGAACCCCUGAAUGGCAGUCUGGCCAUAGAACUGCAUGCUCUAGCGCUACCGGAUACCGGAAGUUUCUUUGAUAAUAUCCAUCCUUCAAACCGUCCAGCAGACAAGCUUCUCGAAGAUAUAUGGAUAUUGUAUUAUAGAUGUUUAUCAGAAAAUUCUGAAAAAAAUAGGCUUUAUGAAGAGUUCUAUGAAAUAUCUCUGUAUAACUGCAGCGGGACACCUAAAUUAAUUGCUAAAACUCAUCUGACGGCUGGUGUUUCUCCCCGGGUGUUUAUUUCAGUGAGUGCUUUAGCUAAAGCUUUGCAUGACAUGCACUUAUUUUAUAACGAGAACGCAAAAGAAAAUGAAAUCCAAAACAUCUAUAAACACCAGUUGCAUCGCUAUAUAAAAAGGAUAAUUGCAUCUCAGUUGGGCCGCACAUUUUACGAUGAACAUGGAGAAUUUGCAUACUAUUACACAAUUACAAACUGGGUGUUUUUAUCAAAUAAGUCUGCAUUUAGAAACAUUGUGGGUAACUUCACUGAGUGGGCUCCAGAUGGUCAGCAGCUAAUCAUUGACUCGCAUUUAGCAAUAUGGAGGAACAAAGACAACCAGAUUCCAAGGUCUCAGUGUUCAGAGAACUGUUUGCCUGGAUAUCGAAAAGUUCUGAGACCUGGAACACAAAUCUGCUGCUACGACUGUGUCCGGUGCUCAGAGGGAGAGAUAUCCAACAGAUCUGACAGUGAAAACUGCAUUGUUUGCCCUAGUGAUAAAUGGUCUAAUGAGAAAAGGGAUCGGUGUAUUCCAAAAUCGGUGGAGUUUCUAUCAUAUUUGGAUGCAGUUGCUGCUGUUUUAUCUUUUGUAUCAAUUCUGUUUUGUCUUGUAACUGUUGUAAUUUUACUGAUCUUCAUUGUCUUCAGAGAUACCCCAAUUGUGAAAGCCAAUAACAAGAACCUCAGCUUCCUCCUCUUGGUCUCCAUCAUGCUGAGCUUCCUCUGUGUGUUUCUGUUCCUCGGUCGUCCUGAGGAUGUAACCUGCAUGCUGCGACAAACAGCUUUUGGAGUCCUCUUCUCAUUAGCCGUGUCUUGUAUUUUAAGCAAAACAAUCAUGAUCUAUAUUGUUUUCAAAGCCGCGAAACCCGGCAGCUCCUGGGCAAACUGGGUCAAUGUGAAAGUCUCCAAUUCUAUAGUACUGCUCUGCUCAUCCAUUCAAGUUAUCAUUAAUAUUUCCUGGUUGGCCAUUUCCCCCCCAUUUCAGGAGCUGGACAUGCGCUCUUAUCAGGGAAAGAUCAUCAUUCAGUGUAAUGAGGGUUCGGUUAUCGCCUUCUACUGUGUCCUGGGUUAUAUGGGGCUUCUGGCAGCUGUUAGUUUUAUUAUAGCUUUUUUAGCCAGGACAUUACCAGACAGUUUUAAUGAGGCCAAGUACAUCACCUUCAGCAUGCUGGUGUUCUGCAGCGUUUGGAUUGCGAUGAUCCCGGCCUAUCUGAGCACCAAAGGGAAGAACAUGGUGGCCGUAGAGAUUUUUGCCAUAGUGGCUUCAAGUGCAGGACUUGUAGGAUGUAUAUUUAUUCCAAAAUGCUAUGUAAUUCUUUUUAGACAGGAAUUGAAUACAAAAACAUAUUUACUUGGAAGUAGAAUUAAAGGUUUAACCAAAUAGUUAUAAGAACCAUAUUCUGAAUUAUAUGUAUUAUUAUCUUAUAACUGUCAAUGGUCAAUUUUAGA
Molecule: messenger RNA, 3314 nt
Organism: Spea bombifrons (plains spadefoot toad)
Lineage: Eukaryota; Metazoa; Chordata; Amphibia; Anura; Pelobatidae
Product: vomeronasal type-2 receptor 26-like
Exons: 7
Coding region: 1-3249 (1082 amino acids)
Biological process (GO): G protein-coupled receptor signaling pathway
Cellular component (GO): membrane
Molecular function (GO): G protein-coupled receptor activity
Source: RefSeq, a predicted model, not a curated record